Molecule: messenger RNA, 1656 nt
Organism: Fonsecaea pedrosoi CBS 271.37
Lineage: Eukaryota; Fungi; Ascomycota; Eurotiomycetes; Chaetothyriales; Herpotrichiellaceae
Exons: 6
Coding region: 1-1656 (551 amino acids)
Biological process (GO): transmembrane transport
Cellular component (GO): membrane
Molecular function (GO): transmembrane transporter activity
Source: RefSeq, a predicted model, not a curated record
AUGGCAAAGGUCGACAAGACAGAUGUACUCGAGACGGUCGAGCCUGGUACGGACUCGGGCGGGUCUAUCGGUCACAGCCAUGAUGCCAAAACGCCCGAAUACUCGGAGAAGAACGUCGCGCAGGCGUAUCCAACAGCGACAAUCGAUGGCCAUGGCACCUCUCUCAGGCGACUCUUCAGCUUCGCUCAGCUUCUCGCCUUUUCCUUGACCUUUAUGGAGUCCUGGGAAGUCAUGGCCAUGAACAUUUCGGCCACCUUCUGGAACGGCGGCCCGCAGUCCCUCAUCUGGGGCUGCAUCGCGGUCGUGAUCGGGUCUCUGGCCCAAGCAUUCUCCAUGGCAGAACUAGGUUCCAUCCUCCCCAUAGCCGGCGCGCAGUACCAUUGGACGCAUAUCAUGGCCCCCGAGGGCGCGAGGAAGUUUAUCACUUGGAUGCAAGGCUGGGUGACCUGGUUUGCCUGGGUCUCGGCUCUCGCAGGGAGUGCCUCUGGCGAAGCGGCCCUCCUCCAAGCCCUGAUCGCAGAGAACGUGCCGGGAUACACGGCCGAGCGAUGGCAUCUGACCUUCAUCAUGUGGGCGCUGUUGAUCUCCUGCGGGCUCAUCAACACCUUCACCUUCUGGCUCGUGCCCUGGCUCGAGCUGGCCUCGGGCAUUCUGCAUGUCAUCUUGUUCGUCAUCUUCGUCGCCGUCCUGACCGCCCUGGCGCCCAAGCACGACACGACUUUCGUCUUCUUCACCGAAUCCAUCCUGUCCGGCUGGGACCGGAGCAGUUUCGUCGCCUUUAACCUGGGCAUGCUGGUGCCUGCGUGGGGGUUUAUUGGAUUCGACGGCGUCGUGCACAUGUCCGAGGAAGUCCGCCGGGCCAAACACGCCGUCCCGCGGUCCAUGGUCCUGACCAUCGUCAUCAACGGCCUCAUGGCCUUUAGCAUCAUCCUCGUCCUGCUCUACUGCCUCGGCAACCUGGACGACGCCCUCGACGCCUCCUACCCCAUCAUCCCCAUCUGUCUGAACGCGACGGGGUCCAUGGCCGCCACAAACGCCAUGGUUUCUGGACUGAUCAUCGUCACGUACUUUGUUGUCGCGGCGAGCGUUGCCUCCGUCUCGAGGAUUACCUGGGCGUGGGCGCGAGACGGGGCUCUGCCGCGAUGGUUCUCGGUGAUCGACCGCAAGCGCCACGUCCCCGUCAACGCGACGUGGCUCCCCAUCGUCAUCGUGUGCCUUCUGGCCCUGUUUCAAAUCGGCUCCACCACCGGCACUGCUUUUAGCGCCUUCACGGCCCUCUCCUCUCUGGGACUAUACACGUCCUACAUCAUCGCCAUCUCGUGCAUCCUGCACGCGCGUCUGACGGGCCGUCUGACCGACAAGCCCCAAUCCCCGUCCGGCGCGUCUUCUUCUUCUACUGUACAGUACGGCUCCUGGCGCAUGUGGCCCGGCAUCGCCACGCCGGUCAACAUCUUCGCCCUCUGCUGGACCAUCUACCUGACCAUCUGGCUACCGUUCCCCACGACCCUGCCCGUCACAGGCACGAACAUGAACUACGCCCUGCCCAUCUACGUGUUUGUCGUGCUGUGUUCGCUGGCGUAUUGGUUCCUGUGGGGUCACAAGCAUUGGCCCGGGUUGGAUUUGGCGGCGAUAGGCAUGGUUGAGGCGCAUGAGUAG